Molecule: messenger RNA, 3484 nt
Organism: Molossus molossus (Pallas's mastiff bat)
Lineage: Eukaryota; Metazoa; Chordata; Mammalia; Chiroptera; Molossidae
Product: zinc finger protein 233-like
Exons: 7
Coding region: 79-2466 (795 amino acids)
Biological process (GO): regulation of transcription by RNA polymerase II
Cellular component (GO): nucleus
Molecular function (GO): DNA-binding transcription activator activity, RNA polymerase II-specific; RNA polymerase II cis-regulatory region sequence-specific DNA binding
Source: RefSeq, a predicted model, not a curated record
GCGAGGUUGGGUUUGAGAUUCCUCGCAGUUUGUUUUGCCUUCCAAGAACUGCCUUUCCCCAAAAGGAAGAGGAGAAAAAUGACCAAGUUCCAGGAGGGGGUGACAUUGAAGGACGUGGCUGUGGUCUUCACCGAGGAGGAGCUGGGGCUGCUGGACCUGUCCCAGAGGAAGCUGUACCGAGAUGUGAUGCUAGAGAACUUUCAGAACCUGGUCUCAUUGGGACAUCUGUCCUCUAAACCAGAUGUGAUAUCCCAAUUGGAGAGAGAGGAAAAUCUUUGGAUUAUGGAGAUCCGAACUCAAAGACGUGGGCAUUCAGGAGGGAACUGGGCAACUGGAGUCUUUGAAGGAGACAGGAAUGAAGAUGAAAUGGAGACUCUUCAUGAAGCAGGAGUAAGAUGCCUUUCAUUGGGAGAACUUUCAUGCUGGCAAGUCAGCAGACAUGUUGAGACAGUGACAUUCAAGGAUGUGGCUGUGGUCUUCACCGAGGAGGAGCUGGGGCUGCUGGACCUGUCCCAGAAGAAGCUGUACCGAGACGUGAUGCUGGAGAACUUCCAGAACCUGGUCUCAUUGGGACAUUGGAAUCAAAAUGAGAUAGAGACUCUUCAAGAAGUUGGAUUAAGUUACAUUUUUCAUGAGGACUUUAUGUGCUGGGAAAUAUGGGAACUACUUUUAAGUAACUUAACCAGAAAUCAAGACUUGAUAAUAUAUCUUCUAGGCAAGAAGUUUGAUUUGCCAAAACAAGGUGAUUCCUUCUGUCAUCUGUGGGCAGGAGAAUCUACUCAGGUUUCUGAAGAUGAGAACUAUGUAAUAAAGCUUCAAAGGGAAUUUCAAAGUUCCAAUAAUAUAAAAAAUCAAGAAUUUCCAAUUAAUACCACCUGUGAAUUCUGGAAGAAAAUGUAUCUGAGAGAGUCACAGAAUUAUCAGAGUGGGUGUGAGCAGAUUGACAGAAGAUGUAAACUGUGCAAGUGUGAUCAUUGUAUUAUGCAAAGGUCCUCUCAUGACCAUGAAGAUAAUCAGAAAGUACAUAAAGGUGAGAAGUCUUAUAAUCACAAGAAUUGUGGAAAGGACUUCAUGAAGAAAUUAUUCCAGCGUAGUAUAAUCCACUCAGGAGAGCAAACUUCUGAUGAGAAUCAAAAAGGCUUCAGCCUUGGCCCCAGUCUUGAACUUCAUCAGCUGUUGUACCUAGGAGCAAAACACCAUAUGCGUAGUGCAUGUGGGGAUGGUAUCAGUUAUAACUCUGUUCUUUGCACUCAUCAAUGUGUUUCCACAGAAGAGAAAUGCAGUAGAAAUGAUGAUUGUGGUGAGGACUUUAGUCAAAGCUCACAUCUGCAAAUUCAUCAGAGAGUCAACACAGGAGAAAAACCCUACAAGUGUGCUGUGUCUGGAAAAGACUUUAGUGGGAGUUCACAUCUUCAAGUUCAUCACCAAGUCCACACUGGAGAGAAACCCUACAAUUGUGCUGUGUGUGGGAAGAGCUUCAGUCGGAGUUCACAGCUUCAAGCUCAUCAGCGAGUCCACACUGUGGAGAAGACAUACAAAUGUGAGACAUGUGGUACAGUCUUUAGUUGCAGUUCACACCUUCAAGAACAUCAACAAGUCCACACUGGAAAGAAUCCCUACAAAUGUGAUGUCUGUGGUAAGAGCUUCAGUCAGACUUCAAGUCCUCAAGCGCAUCAGCGAAUCCACACUGGAGAGAAACCCUACAAAUGUGCUGUGUGUGGUAAGAGCUUUAGUCAGACAUCACAUCUGCAGGUUCAUCAGCGAGUCCACACUGGAGAGAAACCUUACAAAUGUGCUGUGUGUGGUAAGAGCUUUAGUCAGACAUCACAUCUGCAGGUUCAUCAGCGAGUCCACACUGAAGAGAAACCCUACAAAUGUGCUGUGUGUGGGAAAGGCUUCGUGUGGAGCUCAUAUCUUCCUGUUCAUGAGAGGAUCCACACAGAAGAGAAACCCUACAAAUGUGAUGUGUGUGGAAAGAGCUUCAGUCAGAGUUCACAUCUUCAAGCCCACCAGCGAGUCCACACUGGAGAGAAACCCUACAAAUGUGCUGUGUGUGGUAAAAGCUUCAGUCGAAGUUCACAUCUUCAAGCCCAUCAGCGAUUCCACACAGGAGAGAAACCCUACAGAUGUGCGGUGUGUGGUAAGAGCUUCAGUCAGACCUCAAGUCUUCAGUACCAUCAGCGAGUCCACACUGGCGAGAGACCCUACAAAUGUGAAGAGUGUGGGAAAGGCUUCAUGGUGAGCUCAAGUCUUCACGUUCAUCAGAGGAUCCACACCGGAGAGAAACCCUACAAAUGUGGCUUGUGUGGUAAGAGCUUCAGUCAGACUGCAAGUCUUCAAGCUCAUCAGCGAGUCCACACAGGAGAGAAACCCUACAAAUGUGCUGUGUGUGGGAAAACCUUCAGUCGGAGUUCAUAUCUUCAAUCCCAUCAGCGAGUCCACACUGGAGAGAAACACUACAAAUGAAGUGUGUGUGAUAAGAGCUUCAGUCAUAUCUCAAGUCUUCAAGACCAUCAGCAAGUCCACAGUGCCUAGAAACCCUUCAAAUAUGAAGAGUUUGGGAAAGGCUUGAAGUGGAGCUCAUGUCUUCAUGUUCAUCAGAGGAUCCACACAGAUAAGAAACCCUAUAAAUGUGGCAAGUGGGAAAAGAGCUUCAAUCAUACCUCACAUCUUCAAGCUCAACAGCAAGUUCACACAGGAGCAAAGCCAUAAAUAUGUGAGACGUGUAAGGGUUUUGAUCAUAGUUCACGUGUAAAAGAACAUCAGUGAGUCUUCACUGGAGAGAAACCCUACAAAUGUGCUGUAUAUGGGAAAGGCUGCAUGUAGUGCUCAAGUCUUCAUGUUCAUCAGAAUCUACACAGGAUACAAACCAUAUGAAUGUGGCAUGUGUGGUAAGAGCUUCAGUCAUUCCUCACAUCUUCAAGUUCAUCAGUGAGUCCACACAGGUGAGAAGCCAUACAAACAUGAAACUUGUGGUAAGGGCUUCAUUCAGAUUUUCCACCUUCAGGUCCAUCAGAGAUCUCAUAUAAGUGGCAAGACAUACAAAUGCGAUACACAUGGUAAUGGCUUCAGUAACAGUUCACAUCAACGAGUUUACACUGGAGACAAACUCUAUAAAUGGUUUGUGCGUGGGAAAGACUUCAGUCAUAGUUCUCAUCGUCAAGCUCAUUGACUGACGAGUCCUCACUGGAGACAAACCCUACUGGAUGUAGUAAGAGCUUUAGUCAGACAUCACUUCUUCAAGUUCAUUAGCAAAUCCACAGUGUAGAAAAACCCUACAAAUAUGCUCUGUGGAAAAGGCUUGAUGUGGAGCUCAUAUCUUCAUAUUUAUCAGUGGAUCCACACAGAAGAGAAAUCCUAUAUAUGUGACAUGUGGUAAGAGCUUCAGUCAGAACUCAAGAGCCUUCAAGGUCAUCAGAGAUCCCACCCAGGAUAGAAGUUACACAAAUGUGAGACAUGUUUCAUAAUUAGGUUUUGGCGUUUA